This is a messenger RNA of Homarus americanus (American lobster), 2741 nucleotides long. RefSeq names its product endoplasmic reticulum membrane-associated RNA degradation protein-like. The transcript has 8 exons. The record is from RefSeq and is a predicted model, not a curated record. NCBI's taxonomy places the organism in Eukaryota, Metazoa, Arthropoda, Malacostraca, Decapoda, Nephropidae. Bases 157 to 2439 code for a protein of 760 amino acids.
UGGACUAUUGUAGUUUGUUGACUAUUGUUCAGCUUCACACUUUCUCUUUAACACCAAUUUAUGAAAACCAUGAAAUCCAUUUUUGACGGAAAAUAAAUACAUAAAUAGUGUUAAUGAAGGGUGACACUUGAGAGGCAGUGCUUCCCUCAAGUUCCAAUGAUGCGUUUGUCAUGGAUUAUGAGUCAGUCAAGUUUCCUCUCCCCUGAGGUAAAAGAUCUACUGCAGAAGGCAACACCUGCCAGCAGUGGCCAGGUGGCAGAUUCAAACUCUAUUUCAUGGAUCCGUCGUGACUGUGGGAUAGUUUGGCAAAAAGUCGAGGAACUGUUUACAGACAUAAAAGAAGAAAAUGGGAGUAAAAUCUGGUUCUGUGAGGCUGUUGUCAAGAUGGCUUCACUUUUUGGUCACUGCCAUAACUCAUUAAAGAAUCUCACACAAGAUGAAUAUAGUGUCAAUAUUUCCCCAUUCUUGGAGUGGACAAAUCAGGAAGAUGACAUUAAUGUUUGCCUGAAACAGAUAUAUGAAGGUAGCUGUAACAGUGGCCAUCUUGUGGCCCUCCUGACCAUCACAGCUGUGACUGAGAGAGCUUUAGGAAAUCUUGUUCUGACGAAACGUGAACAAGUUCCAUUUUUACUCCGAGACCUUCUUGUUACAGAAGAAUUACAGGAGAUCUUGGGGCCAACAAGGGUCCAGGUACUGAGAGUGUUGCUUGGUUCAGUGUUGGGCAUCAACCUGCGUAACAUUGCCUGGCAUGGCUUCCUCAGUCCUUGUGAAGCAAACCCAGCAUUUGUUGCCACCAUCAUCAUUAUCCUUGCAGACUGUGGUAGACUCCUCAGAGACUACCAAGUUGUAAAUGUUCCUUGUAGACCAGUGAUGUCAUUCACAGAGGCAGUUAGUUUGAGCAGUGUAUUUGAAGAGGUUGCUAUCCCUCCCAGACCAGUGAUGGAGGAGUUGAUAACUAAGUCUCCCCUUGUGCCAGCCAUCAUGACUCCUGCCUGGAUGAAGGCACUUGACCUGUUAACUGCUAAAAAAUGGGGAUUAUGUGUGGUGUUACUGCUGCCCAUGCUGGAGUGUUCUCUGAGAUGCCUGUUUGCAUAUGCUAAUGAAGUGUCGGACAGAGUCUUAACUGCUGAAAAUUCUACUUUAUAUACUACAUUGGAUGAAAUUCUACAACCUACUGUAUGUAAAGUGAUCCAUAAUCAAAGUGUGGAGCAGCACAACCAAUACUCAUCACAUAGAAACAGUGGCAGUAACAUUGAUACUUCAGCUGAGCAGCAUGAUAAGCCGCCGCUCACAGUUGGUAUGGUAGAGAUAUUAAAUAGUAAUCUUGUAUUGCAUUUUGUUGGGAAGAAACUUAAUGAAGCACUGCACGACCUCUUAAAUUUUGUUCAAGGCCCUCGUGUGCGCGACCGAGUGAGCCACGGGGAAGUUAAAUUUGACCAGAUACCUCAGAGUGUAGCUCACCACACAUUGUACCUCAGUCUGCUUGUGCUCUCCCUCGGAAAUUGGAGAUCAAGAUGUAAAAGAACUUUAAUUUGUAAAACUCUAAGUUGUAUUAGUACUAAGAAUAUUGAUUCUUCAGAACCUGGAGAGGACAAAAUGUGUUGUGAUAUGAAACAGAAGAAUAAUGAGAAAGAAGCAGGUACAGGUAAUUGUGAAAUGAAUGUGUGUGUUUGUGGUAUAAAUCUUGACUCCAUUGCUGUAAGUGAGGCAUCAGAGAACCUAAUCAAUCUAGUUAAAGUUCUAAGUGGAUGCAUUGAAAAGUAUAAGAGUUUUUACCACCCAACAGCUAUAUUUCACAAGAAACUGCUGUCCUCUGUAACCCAACUUAGUGAGUGGAGGACAUGGGAGAGGGCAGACUGUAGUGAGUUAGAUUAUGAUGACUGGGAAAGCCAGAUAAGUGUGAGUUUAGAACUACCACAGAUGAUAACCUUUCCUCCUUUUAAUAUUACCCACAAGGUCGUAAGUCUUGAUAAUGUACAAGAAUUUAUCUCACAGAUUUGUAGUAUUAAUUAUGAAGUCCUGUACAGACCAAAGCCAGAGAUUGAAGUGGUAUCUAUGCUUCACAGAAUUAUUUUAAAUGUUCAGUCAGCACUUGAUAAUAUUUGUGAAAAUUUAGCAAUAAAAUAUUCCCAUUAUGUACAAAAACAGCUUCGGUCGAGGCAAAGAGAAACAUAUCGAAGACAGUUAAAUGCUAUCCCAACUGUAAUAAUGAACUGUUAUCUUACAGUUCAAUUUAUUCACUUGCUUUUCCUCUCUGUUAACAGAAUUGAUCAGUUGAGUAAGUCUUGUGUCCAUAACUUACUCAAGGUGCUCAAGGCAGUGCUCAAAGUUCAGGAGAAUGUUGUGUCACAAACAAAUGUUAAUGCUAAUCGUUGGGAUGAAGCCAUGUGUAUCUCUCUUCAAAACAUGAAGGUGAUCAGACAGAAAUAUUCAGUUUAAACAUUCUUUUGUUGAAUACCAUAAUUACUAUACUGUAUACAUUGUAUUUGUGUGUUUACAGGUAACAACUAAGAAACAUAAAAGGUGGUCUGAUCACUUUUUGUGAUUAUUCACAUCUUCCUAGAUUACUGUGCAGAAAUACCUUGCUAUUUGCAACCCCGCUGAUCCGCAAUUUAUAUUUUAAUACCCUAUUCGAUAUUCGCAAAGCACACCCUGCUUACUCCCCAAUUUCAUCAUCUCUGUUCAUUGUAUAUUUUCAGCCUUCAGGCUGCCAUGUUUUCUUAAUAAACCGUUAAUUAUUA